Molecule: messenger RNA, 774 nt
Organism: Schistocerca americana (American grasshopper)
Lineage: Eukaryota; Metazoa; Arthropoda; Insecta; Orthoptera; Acrididae
Exons: 4
Coding region: 1-774 (257 amino acids)
Source: RefSeq, a predicted model, not a curated record
AUGGUGCUAGUGAUACAGGUGGUAACAGUCAUGGUGAUGCAGGUAAUGGUGAUGGCGCUGGAGCAUUUGGGGAUGGCAAGACGACCGCUGUUGAAUCAUGACCUACUCUCCUACCACGAGCGGUUCCUCUCCUUCAGGGACGACUUUACUGCGCUGUGCGGCGCGCGACAUCAAUGGGCGUCACAAAUGUUUGGUCUCGCCGACGCACUGUAUUCCUUCUAUUAUUACAACUGGUUCUUCGACCUACAGUUUGUAGGUGACAUCGAGAGUUUAGAUGAGGAGUGGCAGAGGGAGGACAGAAGCAACGCCAUGCUCUCCGUGGACACUGACUGCGUGCAGCUGUUGGCGAACGCCCUCGACCACCCCACGUGUCCGCUGGAAGACCUGCCACCGGAAACCAAAAACCUGCGCGAGCGGUGCCGCGUGCAGCUGUGGGACGACAUGGUGCAGAGGUCGCCCCACGUACCCGUCACCAGCUACCUGGCCUACACGCAGAGGAUAAACGUCAACCUCUGCCUGCUGGCCUGGAUGACAGUCAACUCGUUCAGCGUUUGUCAGGACGUCCCGUUUAGUAUGCUACAAUCUGUACAUGAUGCUCGCUGCUAUUUCGACAGCCCUGGCGAUCAGUCCUGCCUGCAGUCGAACGCUACAGACGCCAUCUGCUCUCAUAUAUUUCACUCAGAGAAACUUGCUGCCAACUGCAUUGUGGGCAUCAUAUGCCACUCUUGUUAUGUGCAAGACUGUGUUGUUCAUUGUCAGUACACUACAGAUUAG